AAAUUUUCCCAUUGUGUUGGGGGUUAGGAUUCUAGAACAAGUGAGUUUAGGGUCGACUCUUUUUUUACGAAGUUCCUGUAUUUAUAAGUUAUUAUAUCCCUAUUCCCAAGCAACUUCGUCUUCUUCGUUACAGUUCUCUUUCUCAUGCAACUCACUCACAAACCUUACUUCUCUUAACAAUGGCGGAUCCUAAACCUACCCUUCGCUCCUCGAAACACUUCCGAAUUAUGGAAAAUUUUAAGAAUUCUGUUUUCAAUGUCGCUAAUUCUUAAUCAAUUAAACCCUUUUCUCCUUCUCAAAUUGCCUUCAUUGAACAUCAACUCCUUUUAGCUUUUCCUGCUUUUCAAACUCCUACUCAUCCUACUUAUACUGCGAUGAUAGAAACUGCGGUGAAGGAGUUGGAUGAAGAAUAUGGGUCGAAUGAGGAGUCAAUUUCGAAGUAUAUAAAGGAAAAUUAUGAUGGUUUACCAUGGGCACACAGUGUGUAUUUAAGCCAUCAUUUGAGUAGAAUAUGUGAAAAUGGUGAGAUUGUAUGCACUUCUGAUAAUCGGUAUACCACACCAGCGUUAAUCGAGGAGCGUAAUUCGAGGGGUGAACAGCUGAAGCAAAGGUUGGGGAGGAGGAGGAUUAAAGAGUGUGCAGUUGAGGAGGGGAAUUUAGGUGGACAAAAAGUGGUUGAAGUGAGUGGAGAUGUGGUAGGAUUUCAAGAGGAAGACAUUAUGGUGUUAGGGAGGAGCAGGGUGAAGCGGAGAAGGCAGAGUUGUGUGGUUUUUGAAGAAGGUGAUGAAGCUGGGGGUGGUGGAAUUGUUGGAGAAGAGCACAAUAUUUCUAGUUGUAGCCAAAACUUGGAGGUUGAUAAGUGUAAUGAUGCGGGAGGGCUAGAAGAUGAAGAUGAUAUAGCCUGGAGGACCAGGGUGAGCAGAAGGCUGAGUUCUGUGGUUGUUGAAGAAGAUGAUGAAGUUUGGGGAGCUGCGGUUGUUGGUGGAGGGCAGGAUAGUAUUAACAGUAGCAAUAACUUGGUGGUUGGGAGGCAUAAUGAAGAGAUGGUGCUAAAAGAUGUAAUUGAUUUGACUGGGGAAGCUAGUGAGACGUCUGAGGAAUGGGGUGGUAUUGAAACAGUUGGUGAGGAUCAUGAUCUUGUGAAUGUGCCUGUGGAGCAGUUAGUUGUUGGGGACUUGAAAAGUGAAUUACUGCCUACAGAAUGCCAAUUUGAAGUGAAAUGUCAAGCCCUUCCUUUAGACGAUGAUGAGUGUGAAAGAAACACUGAAACAAAAUUAUUGGUUCCAUCAUCUGUGGGAGUAUUGCAGGCGAAACAUGAAAGUGAAGUUACAACUGAAAAGAUGUCCAUGGAUGAGGAUAAGAGUGCUGCUGAAUUGGUGCUUGAACCCGUUGAGUGUGUUGAGAAGUCAUCCAUAAAAGAUUUGGUCUUAAAGGAAAGUGAGUUUUUGAUUAGGGUUGAUGUUGAUGAGGUGGCUGUUAAAAAAAUCGGCCUUAAAGGAGAGUGAGCUAAUGAUUGUUCCUUUUGAGUGCAAUACUCCACUAGCUGCUGUUAGUGCUGGAAUAAAUCCAACCUCAGUGAGAAUUGAUCCCGUGAUUGUAUGUGGUUUGCCAGUUGAGCAAGAGCAACCACAAUGGAAACGAUCGGUGUAUCACACAAAAAAGAGGUUGAAAGCUUGCCAAAAAAAGAUGAAAGUCUCUUCAAAAUCUGUGCCAUCUUUGCCAGCUUUAACUGUGGAUCGUAAUUUGCUUGAUCGCAGCCAGCUACAAGAGCUUUCUUCUCAGAGAGGUUUUGAGACCAAGGUAACAGUUUUAAAAUGUGUAGGAGCUAGGAGCAGCUAGGAACAGCCUUGGAAUGAAGAAAGGGCUACCAAGGUAAAGGCUGAUUCGCUGACUUUGCAACCUCAGGUAAAGAAAUGAGGAAGGCCUCGGAAACAAAAAGAGGAAACCGAGGGAAGUGCAGUAGUUAUAAUGAAUGCGCAUCUUCAGCAAGAAGGAUUGUCUGAGCUGGAAAUUGAUCAGAAUCCCCAACUACAAACAAUGCAGCCUAAUAAUGAUGGUCCAGAAAGGCCACUGAAGCAAGUAGAAGCAAGCAAGGAGGUGAUCUAGGCUCUUCAAACUUGCAUUUCCAGCCGCAAGAUGAGUCAUCUGAAUUUGCUCUUAUUUCCAAUUCUCUGCAUAAAGUCAUACUGCUAGAAACGGAUGGCCAGAAACAGCCGUGGAUACAAACAGAUGGAGUCAAAGAAGAUGCAGUAAUAUCUUCAAAUUUGCAUUUGCAUCUCCAAGAAGGGUCAUAUGAACCUUCAGCUGGUCAUUAUUCUCAGCAACAUACCAAAGAGAUGAAAGAAGAAAACCUAGAGAGGCCAUGGAAACAACUAGAAGCAGCCAACGAAGAUGCAGUGGCUUCUUUAAAUUUGCAUGCUCAUCAACAAGAAGGGUCAUCUGAACCAGAAAGUGGUCAAAAUUCUCAGCAACAAUUCAAACAGCUUGAAAAAGAUUGCCAAGGAAGGUCACCGAAACAGAUAGAAGCUGCCAUGAAAGAUACUGCAGCUUCAUUGAUAUUGCAUCUUCAGAAACUAGCCGGGUUUUCUGAACCAGCAACUCUCACCAUAUCACAGCAACACAUCAGUGAGAAAUUGCAAAGUGAAGUUCACAGGACAUCUGAAACUGGACAAACAACACCACCCUCAGAUGAUGAAACUUGUCAACAGCUGAAGAAGCACAAAUUGCACAUUGGAGUUCAGCGUCCUAAAACAAGAGCAAUGACUGCCUCCUCGACAAUCAGCCUGAUCAGCAGCAAAAAGAGUUGCUCUGUCAUGAACAAGAAGGAAGUCAAGGAGAAUUUGAAGGAGGUCAGGUCCUAAGAUAAGAGCAAUGACAACCUCUUCCAACAAUCAGCCUGAUCAGCAGCAAAUUGUGCAGCACCAUCAUGAGCAUGAGAGAAGUUGUGGAAAAUUUGAAGGAGUUCAGGGUCCUAAAACAAGAGCAAUGACAACCUCAGACAAUCAAUCUGAUCAGCAGCAAAAUGAGUGGCACUGUCACAAACAUGAGGGGAAUCUAGGGAAAUUUGAAGUUCAGCGUCCUAAAACGAGAGCAAUGACAACCUCCUCUGACAACCAGCCUGAUCAGCAGCUAAAUGAGCGCAAUUGUCAAAAGGCAGCAAAGAUUGCUGUAGUUCCGUUGGCCUCGAUAGACCAGCUGUGCUUGAGAAUAAAGCGUCAAUCUCUGGAUAGCACUUGAACUAGUCUCGUCCACUAUGCAGCCAGGAUGACAAAAGAGCAAAGUGUGGAAAUCAAGAUAAUGGUGGAUUCAGCUGUAAUAUAUUCUAAAAUAUUUAGUGCAGGCCGGACUAUCCUCUGGGUCUUGUCUGUCUUGUUGUGGUGUAUGUAGGCUUUCUAAGCCACUUAGUAUUUAGUAGAUAAUUCAUUGUCUGUUAGACUGUUGUUACGUUAGCAACUUCUAACCUUGUACGAUUACAUGUACAGUAUGCCUAAUUUUCUUUAGGAUAGAUCAGGAGUGACCCUUGGGCUUGUUUGCCAGAAAUCUUCCACUGGUGUUUGGUUAAGUUGAAUGUUUGGUCCUUCGUUGUGUUUACAAGUUUUGUAUGGGGAUGAAGGUUGCGUGCUUUGCCUUUGUCUACGUUUGAGAAACCAAAUUACUUGCACAUGAUAUGGUAGAGCCUCAAACCUGCCAAGAAUUUUCUAUUCAGCAACUUAUGACUCAGUUUCCAAAAUAACCCCUACAACCUACUGGCAUAGAGCCUUAUUGUCUUUCCUCAUUUCCCUAUUGUUAAUUUAUUGUCCUACCUUACCCAAGUUGAGCGUUCUAAUUCUAGAGGCACUUGUUACAGUUUGAAGACAUCUUUGUUUUUCUAAUGUAAUGUCGUGC
Chenopodium quinoa (quinoa) is the source of this 3885-nucleotide messenger RNA. RefSeq lists its product as uncharacterized. Gene Ontology annotation, cellular component: nucleus; nucleolus; nucleosome. Gene Ontology annotation, molecular function: double-stranded DNA binding; nucleosomal DNA binding. The transcript has 3 exons. Lineage: Eukaryota; Viridiplantae; Streptophyta; Magnoliopsida; Caryophyllales; Amaranthaceae. Gene Ontology annotation, biological process: chromosome condensation; nucleosome assembly; negative regulation of DNA recombination. The record is from RefSeq and is a predicted model, not a curated record. The coding region runs from base 375 to 1505 and encodes 376 amino acids.